CGUCAAUUUCAUAAAUAUAACCUAAAAAUUUAAUAUUUUAUUUAUACCCUUUUAUACAUAAUCGUAAUUAUAACAAAAUGGGAUUUCUGACAGUGCUAAAGAAAAUGAAACAAAAGGAGAAGGAAAUGAGACUAUUGAUGUUAGGCUUAGACAACGCAGGAAAGACAACGAUUUUAAAAAGAUUCAACGGCGAACCGAUUGACACAAUUUCACCAACAUUAGGAUUCAACAUUAAAACUCUCGAACAUAAGGGUUUCAAACUAAACAUUUGGGACAUUGGAGGUCAAAAAUCUCUCAGGUCAUAUUGGAGAAACUACUUUGAAUGCACAGAUGGUCUUGUAUGGGUAGUGGACAGUGCAGACAAAAGACGCCUGGAAGAUUGUAAACAUGAGUUAUAUAUUCUGUUACAAGAGGAGAGAUUGGCUGGAGCCACACUGUUAAUUUUUGCUAAUAAACAGGAUCUUCCAGGUGCUUGUUCAAUGGAUGAAUUAAAAGAAAUACUGGAGUUGGAUAGUAUUAAAACUCAUCACUGGAUGAUUAUUCCAUGCAGUGCUGUAACAGGAGAUAAUUUAUUAAAAGGUGUAGACUGGAUUGUUAGUGAUAUUUCUACAAGAAUAUUUACAUUAGAAUAACUCGAGCUUAUUUUUUAUAUACAUUCUUUCAUACAUACAAAUCACCAUUAUACUUACCUUGUGAUAAUCUAUGACUAUUUUUACUUUGUUUUAAUGAUUAAAUAUAAUUUAUGAAUCAUUA
Aethina tumida (small hive beetle) is the source of this 753-nucleotide messenger RNA. It is a transcript of the gene Arl2, whose product is annotated as ADP-ribosylation factor-like protein 2. Gene Ontology annotation, cellular component: cytoplasm; microtubule cytoskeleton. Gene Ontology annotation, molecular function: GTP binding; GTPase activity. The transcript has 5 exons. The record is from RefSeq and is a predicted model, not a curated record. Lineage: Eukaryota; Metazoa; Arthropoda; Insecta; Coleoptera; Nitidulidae. Gene Ontology annotation, biological process: protein folding. The coding region runs from base 78 to 632 and encodes 184 amino acids.